AUGGUCGCUCAUAAAAGGUACGACCAGGACUACGCACUAUUAAUAAGAUUUUCAACUUAUGUCAAACAACGUCUAAGAGUUUCUCUUGCAGAACUCCUCUUCGUUGCUUCCUUCGCUUUAAAUUUUUUCUUAGGCAAGGUCCUUCACUUAUACUCCGAGCAAGCUGAGGUGUACAAUUACUACAACGACAAGGGAAACAUUUUCAACCAACUCUUUGUGAAAAAAGGUUGGGCAUGGACAACCAUCGCUGUUGUUUAUUUCUAUGGUAAUGUCUUGCUGAGACAACAUGUCAAGAAUGUUCAGAACACGUUGCUUUUGGCUUUUGUUAGAUACGCUGCUGCAACGUUCUGGUGGUACCUAUUCACCCAGUGGUGUUUUGGCUUGCCAAUUAUGGACAAGCUUUUCGUUUAUACCGGUGGCAAGUGUGUGGCAACAGAUGGCAAACAUUUGAGUCAUCUUUUCGAAGAGCUCGAUGGACUUUUUCACUCAAACAAGAUCUCGUCCUAUGCAUGCCGAAAAAUCAAGGGCUCUUGGGAGGGAGGGCACGAUCCGCUGGGCCACGUAUUUCUUAUGGUGCAUUCUUCGUUAUACCUUUUCUUUGAGAUAAUGCCUUACUGGAGAGGAUGGCAGCAGCUUAAAAGAGAUUGGCAGGGCUUGAAGAGCCAGACGAUAUCUGGUAAAGUUGUACAAACAUUCUACACUACCCCACAAGUUGUAGUCAUGCUGUUGAUGGCGCUCUGGUGGUUUAUGUUACUCAUGACAAAUAUGUACUUUCAUCUGAUAGCCGAAAAGCUAGCCGGGCUUUGGUUCGGCUACAUUGGUAUCGCUGCGAUCUACUACAUCCCGAGAUGGUUCUAG
Candidozyma auris is the source of this 858-nucleotide messenger RNA. RefSeq lists its product as uncharacterized. The transcript has a single exon. The coding region runs from base 1 to 858 and encodes 285 amino acids. Gene Ontology annotation, cellular component: endoplasmic reticulum membrane. NCBI's taxonomy places the organism in Eukaryota, Fungi, Ascomycota, Pichiomycetes, Serinales, Metschnikowiaceae. The record is from RefSeq and is a predicted model, not a curated record. Gene Ontology annotation, biological process: lipid storage; phospholipid biosynthetic process; lipid droplet organization.